Molecule: messenger RNA, 990 nt
Organism: Punctularia strigosozonata HHB-11173 SS5
Lineage: Eukaryota; Fungi; Basidiomycota; Agaricomycetes; Corticiales; Punctulariaceae
Product: RNA-binding domain-containing protein
Exons: 7
Coding region: 1-990 (329 amino acids)
Molecular function (GO): RNA binding
Source: RefSeq, a predicted model, not a curated record
AUGUACGGCGGCGACUCUACAGCUCCUCCUUUGGAUCCUUACACGGACGAAUACAACGCGCCGCCCGCGGAUCCUCCCGCGUCGGACAGGGACCGCGACGCGCCCCGCCGCUCCAGAUCGCGCAGCCCAGGGCGUCGCAGCCCUGGCUACCGAAGCCCUUACAGUCGCCGCUCACCUCCUCCGAAGAGACCUACCCAUGCGCCCCACGCGCCUCCUCCGAGCAGCGUCCUCGGUGUCUUUGGCCUCAGCAUCCGCACCCAGGAGCGCGAUCUUGACGACGAGUUCAGUCGCUUUGGCCAGGUGGAAAAGGUUACCAUCGUCUACGAUCAACGAUCUGGCCGCUCGCGCGGUUUCGGUUUCAUCAAGAUGGCCACCGUCGAAGAUGCUACCAAAGCUAUUGAAAACCUCAACGGCGUCGACCUCAAUGGCCGUCGUAUCCGCGUGGACUACUCGGUGACCGAGCGUCCUCACGCUCCUACCCCCGGCGAAUACAUGGGCCAUCGCCGCCGUCGUGAUGGAUACGGCGGUCGCGAUUCGUACCGCGACCGUGAUUAUCGUGACAACGACCGCGAGCGGUAUGGUCGUGACAGGGACCAUGACCGCGACGACCGUGACCGUCGCGACCGGGACCCGUACGGGCGUGACGACCGUGACUGGCGGGACCGCCGUGGUUCCCCUCCGCCUCGUCGCGGGUACUCGCCGGAGUAUAGGAGGCGCCGGAGCUACUCCAGGAGCCCCCCUCGAGGUGGGGCAUCCAGCCCUCGUGGCCGUGACUACGAGGCACCCGCGAACGGCGAUUCUAGGUGCAGAAAGUCGUCUCCUGUACCGGGUCGCAUCGCCCGUGCUAGUGUCAAUUCUUGCAAGGUCAAGGACAGAAGCAUGAAUACGAACAACGUAGAAUACCGACCCCCUGAUAUCGUCGUCUGUGACGAGAAAGCGGCAAAUAUGUCAGGGAUCGCCACGUUCCCGUUGUGGGUUGCGAAGAUCUGA